CGAGAUGGAGGAAAGCUGGGAAAAAGAACAACUGUGGGGCACUCUACCCUUCUGAUUCCUUAUUUGUUCUUCUCUGUAACUCAGUGGGUCAUCAUGGGGACAGCCAAGAACAACCACACUGUACUGAAACUUCCCCUCCUUGACAAACCCAAGACACAGAAAAACUAUGCCCAACCUGAGGUUCUGUGUCACACCUUUGAGACCCUGUCUAACCUUCACAAACUGCUGCCAAAUCAUAUGAUGGAGACACUCUACUUCUACAAGAGGGAAGAGGACAAACAAAAUUGUCGGAAUUCUGAAUUCUCUGGCUUAGAAAGGAUCUUAGCAAGACAUCAGUUUCCAAAAGAGAUUAAUCUGACUCCCAAUCCAAGUAGCAUGCCCCUGUGGAGAAGAAAAUGCAUCAACAAUGCAAAUCGUGGGUGGAAGAAAUGUCAAUUGUGGAAUAAAAGCCUUGAGGAACCUCCGAUGUCAACCAUAGUUGUCAGAUGGUUGAAAAAGAACAUGCAACCUGCCGAAGACCUCCAGUCAGUAAUCCAGAGGCUGUCAGUGUUCGGGCCAAUUAAGUCAGUCACCUUCUGUGGACGGCAAAGUGCUAUCGUGGUGUUUGAAGACCUGACUUCAGCUUGUAAUGCUGUGAAUGCUUUUCAAAGCAGGACCACAGGCACAACGUUUCAGUGUUCCUGGCAACAGCGUUUCAUGUCAAAAGAUAAAACAUAUUCAAGAAGAUAUACUGCAAAGUCACAGCCUAAGGAUUACAAGCAGGAAAUUGAAAGAAAAGGCUAAUCAUAGCUAAGGGGACACGAACAGGAAAGUUGCAGUGCUUUUUGGACAUGCAGAACCUACCCGAAGCCAACAAGUUCUAAAUAAUGAAUGCCCAACUUGGUCAUGUGAAGUAGCAGCCACCAUUACUCAUCUUACUACACCAAAUCAAACGAGAGAUCACAAAAAUAGGAAUGAUGCUGAAACACUACAGCUUUUGAGUGAAAUAGGGGAAGAACAGAAAAGCAGGACAAACUCUCACGGCAGGUCGCUUUACCUGAGUUGUCAUUGCAUUCUUUUUGGCUGGCCGGUUCAUCAUGAUCUUUGUGAUGCUGUCUUCAGAGGUUACCACCAGGGUUUCAUAUCCUGGUUGUUUCCUGUCUGCUUCAGGCUUCACUUGGCUGGAGGAGUCAGAGGAAGAACUCAAACCAGACACCAGAUCCACAUAGUUCUGCCUCGCAGUUUCCUGAAGAGAAGAUGACAAAUAACUUCGGCCCAUGGUCAACGAGUAAGCAUUUUGAGAAACUUACAAUGCUAAGAAACAGCACCUUCCAAUGAAGAAAGAAUAGAGGUUCUGACUCAACAGAACACAUCAAGAUCUCACAGGUUCCAUCUGCAAUGGCUUAAUAAUGAGAAGCACCCAACUUCCUUCAGGAGUAUAGCAAAUAAAAUAAUAGCAAAGUA
Messenger RNA from Panthera uncia (snow leopard), 1443 nucleotides. RefSeq lists its product as uncharacterized. The record is from RefSeq and is a predicted model, not a curated record. The transcript has 5 exons. NCBI's taxonomy places the organism in Eukaryota, Metazoa, Chordata, Mammalia, Carnivora, Felidae. The coding region runs from base 94 to 783 and encodes 229 amino acids. Gene Ontology annotation, molecular function: nucleic acid binding.